Messenger RNA from Aspergillus nidulans FGSC A4, 1395 nucleotides. Its product is annotated as protein pelF. Gene Ontology annotation, cellular component: extracellular region. NCBI's taxonomy places the organism in Eukaryota, Fungi, Ascomycota, Eurotiomycetes, Eurotiales, Aspergillaceae. Bases 1 to 1395 code for a protein of 464 amino acids. The record is from RefSeq and is a predicted model, not a curated record. Gene Ontology annotation, molecular function: pectate lyase activity; pectin lyase activity. The transcript has 4 exons.
AUGGCCAUCAUUCGUUCAGUCAUCGCUGCCACAGCUCUUCUAGGAGCUGCAGUCAACGCCCAGGUUGUGGGCACUCCCUUCGGUUUCGGUGCUGGCACCACUGGUGGUGGUGAUGCGACCCCCGCUGCACCCGCCGACACGGCCGAACUCACCGAGUGGCUGGCAGACGACGAACCUCGAGUUAUUCUCAUCGACAAGGAGUUCAACUUCCUCGGCGACGAAUGCACCGACUGCGAGUGCUGCAUUCCCGACUCCAACACCUGCGGCGAUGCCGGCCAGAACGCUAUUGAGGUUGGCAUCGGCUGGUGUGGUGAUUACCCGACCACGACCUGUACCUAUGACAACGCCGGUUUGGACGGGUUGGACGUAGGCCCGAACAAGUCUAUUGUCGGUGUUGGUGAUGCUGGUGUCAUUCGUGGUAAGGGUUUGCGUAUCCACGGCACGGAGAACGUUAUCGUCCAGAACAUCCACAUCACCGAGCUCAACCCACAGUACAUCUGGGGUGGUGAUGCGAUCUCCCUUGACGGCGCCGAUAAGGUGUGGAUCGACCAUGUCAAGAUCUCUCUCGUCGGUCGUCAAAUGUUCGUUACUGGAUACGAGUCAAGCGGAAGCGUCACCUUCUCCAACAACGAGCUCGACGGAACCACCGACUGGUCUGCCUCCUGCGAUGGCCACCACUACUGGACUAUCCUCGCCCUCGGCGAAAACGACAAGGUCACUUUCGCGAACAACUACAUUCACACCACCUCUGGCCGCGCCCCCAAGGUCGGUGCUCCCAGCUUCUGGCACGUCUACAACAACUACUGGUCCGACAACACCGGCCACGCCUUCGACGUUGAGGAGUCCGGUACAAACGUCUUCAUCGAGGGCAACGUCUUCGAGGACAUCAACUCCGCCUACAACGAUGACGGUACCGGUGCUAUCUUCGCCGUUGACUCCGGCUCUGAGGCGACUUGCUCUUCCGUCCUCGGCCGCACUUGUGUCGCCAACAGCCUUACCAACUCUGAAUACACUGCUGUCGCGGAUGAGAGCGUACUGUCCGCCUUCCCGGCUGAUGAGGAGGGUGACAUUACCAUCUUGCCCGUCGACCAGGUCGCCGCUUACGUCCUGGCUAAUGCUGGUGUUGGAAAGCUCUCUGCUAGUGGAAGCACCAGCGGCAGCAGCAGCAGCAUUGCUCCUUCAUCAAGUGUCCCUGUGAUUCCCACUAGCACGCCCCUGGUGUACCCGACUUUUACCCCUCCUGCCGUUGAGACCAAUGCCAUUCAGAAAGAGCAUGAGGUCUCGACCCCGGCCGUUCCUACCCCCACUCCUGUUCCCUCUAGUGUUGGAAGCCACGGGUCUACUGCCGGUUCUUCUCACCCGCCGGCCUUUUCCCGCACCUCUUUUGAGUCCUAA